Molecule: messenger RNA, 827 nt
Organism: Pieris napi
Lineage: Eukaryota; Metazoa; Arthropoda; Insecta; Lepidoptera; Pieridae
Gene: CPR24
Product: endocuticle structural protein SgAbd-6-like
Exons: 3
Coding region: 73-408 (111 amino acids)
Cellular component (GO): chitin-based extracellular matrix
Molecular function (GO): structural constituent of chitin-based larval cuticle
Source: RefSeq, a predicted model, not a curated record
GAUAUUUAUAGGCAGACAUUGUAUUUCGAUUUGUAGACGUUCAGGAUUCCUCUCACCAUCAAUACCUUCAAAAUGAUGAAAAUUACUAUCUUCGCCUUAGCUGCGCUGGCCUGCUCGCUGGCUUUACCUCAAGACGGUCAGACCCAGCAAGCGCCUGUCGAAAUCGUGAAGCAAGACUCCGAAGUUGACGUUAAUGGAUAUAAUUUCGACUUCGAGACGAGUGAUGGCACUUCGAGACAAGAGCAAGGUGAAUACAAGAACGACACUGAGCAGCAAGGUCUUCUGGUUAAGGGAAGCUACAAAUACAUAGCACCAGAUGGUCAGCAUAUUUCUGUGUCUUUCGUAGCUGACAAAAACGGCUACCAACCCACGGAGCAUACUGGAGAUGAGCAACCUGCAGGGCAAUAAAAAACCAUCGCCGCCAAUGCAAUUCUGUCUAGUAUAGACCCAGUAUAGAAGUCAUCAGAUUCAAUUGAAAUACUCGUCCCACAUUCAUUAAUUCGAUAAACCAGUAUUACAAGCUGCUAAAAACAUUAUAAUGAUUGUCUUUUGUUUUGUACGAAUAAAAAAAAACAAAAGAACUUGUCGCGUUGUACUUGCGUAGUAUAUAACGGAGGACGAUAUUAUACCGGUGGUAAAAAUUGAUGAGCGUUAUUCCAGCUCAAUUUGUUGGUGAUCAUAUAAACUCGUGUUACAACAGAAUUGCACCCAAUACCAAAUCUUAUAUAAUGUAAAACGGCUAUGAAAAUGUAAAGUACCUUUAUAGCUUUAAGUAUUGUACCAUUAUAUUGUGUUCAUGUUAAUAAUAAAUAUACUCUAAGAACGUU